AUGGGGUUCGAUAAUUUCAUGCUCUAUGUCGACGAGAGUAUUACAGGUGUUCUCAGCGAUUGGGAUAUUUAUUCGACCUUAAUUGUCACGGUUUUAAUCGGCUUUUUUACUUACACAGUGCUAACAUCUCGCGAUCCGGAUUCACAUCCUAUGCUCUUAGCCCGUCAAUCACAAGCAUCACCAGUCAGACAAGAAGGACAGUCUGCCAUCUUCAGAAAUCAUACUUCCCCUCAUGGCAUACCCCUCAACUCAGGACUCAACGUUAAAGACCCUGGUGACUCGAAAUGGACCCCAGGACGUAAUGGAGAUUUGAGAGAUAUAUGGCGCAAGGCAGUCACUGGAGCUAUCGAUAGAGAAGGAAAGGAGACAGGAGAAAUUGGUAACCUUAUGACAAUAUAUGGCUCCGAUAAACUCGUCACUCACAAGCUUGCCGAUGUUACUCGCCAAAUCAACUUGAUUGGCCAACACAUCAAACAAAAUGGAGGAGCCAACAUUGCCAUUUACCUACCAAACUCUAUCGAAUACCUCGCAAUAUUGUUCGCUUGUGCCUUCUACGACCUUAGUGCGGUACUUUUACCAUAUGACGAGUCUCCCGAAAGCUUAAUAAAAUUGAUACAAAAGUCUAAAGCGGAUACAGUCAUUGCUGCUGUCGGCUCUUUCCCCUUUGAUGUGGUGACCAAGUCCUAUCCAGCUUUGCAGCAAAUGAUAUGGGUGGUGGAUGAUGGUAGCAAGCAUAUGGACUGGAAUGAAAUACCGAAAGGCACUGGUGGAGCGGUAAAUGUUUCUACCUGGCAUGAAAUUCUCCAGGAUCAGGAAGCUCAUGCAGGAUCUGAGCUGCCUGUGAUUGACAAGAAUGGCAAGGAACCUAACAAAGUUGUUGUAUUCUGGCCUAAUGGAGAACUCGUUGAAUAUACGCAAUCAGUAUUGGUGGCUGGAGUAUCGGGCCAACUAUCCUCUAUACCCACGGUUCAGCGGGUUACAUCGAAAGAUCUCUUCCUCUCUGCGGAACCACUCUCCAAGAUCUAUCCUUUAGUCUUAACUCUUUCAGCACUUUACUCGAACGCUUCCAUAGCAUUAACGUCGGUUGCUACCAAAGAUCCUGAUCUCGUCCUAGCAACGAAGGGUACAUCUCCUACGAUUGUUGUUGCCUCUUCCACCACUCUUGCAAAGCUUCAUGCCGAAACUAAGGAUAACCUAACUUCACCACUCUAUCAAGUCAUUCACUGGUUCCAAACUCGAUCUUUAGUACAGCAGGGUGUUAUGCCUCUCGCCACCGUCUUCUCCCGUAUGUACGAUCACCUUCGUCCAAUCAUUGGCACAUCGCCUGGCAAACUUCGCCUAAUCUACGUUUCCGAACCCAUUGGCGCUCCUUCAACACCUUUGAGCGCUGAAAUGCUCUCGGAUCUGCGUAUCUACACAGGCUCCAGAAUCAUCUACGCUCUUACAGCGUCAAAGGUCGCAGGUGCUGUAUCGCAAACUGGUAUUUACGAUUACAGAGUAGACGAUGGUUCGGAGAAAUACUCGCACUUCGGAGCGCCUCCACCAUCCGUUGAAGUUUUUUUGAAAGAUACCAAGGAGUAUCAGACUUCUGAUACAUCUUCCGUUGGAGAGAUCAUAGUAAGAGGCCCCGCCGUCGUAGGAGAAGAAGCGGACUUGGGUAUUGCAGGAAAGAUAAAACCAGAUCACACGCUUGCUCUACUCUCAUGA
Molecule: messenger RNA, 1707 nt
Organism: Sclerotinia borealis F-4128
Lineage: Eukaryota; Fungi; Ascomycota; Leotiomycetes; Helotiales; Sclerotiniaceae
Source: the annotation of a GenBank genome assembly